This is a messenger RNA of Gadus macrocephalus (Pacific cod), 1651 nucleotides long. Its product is annotated as acidic leucine-rich nuclear phosphoprotein 32 family member D-like. NCBI's taxonomy places the organism in Eukaryota, Metazoa, Chordata, Actinopteri, Gadiformes, Gadidae. Gene Ontology annotation, biological process: regulation of apoptotic process. Gene Ontology annotation, molecular function: histone binding. Gene Ontology annotation, cellular component: nucleus. Bases 119 to 883 code for a protein of 254 amino acids. The transcript is spliced from 7 exons. The record is from RefSeq and is a predicted model, not a curated record.
ACUUGACCUACUUUUCAGCAACACACACACUCGGAUCCCUUCCCCGCAUUGACAACCAAGACAGGAACGAGGAGGGAACAAGUUUUCACCGAGACCCAAGCGACGUAACCAGAAGAAAAUGGACAUGAAGAAAAGGGUAUCUCUGGAGCUCCGGCACAGGGCGCCGCCUGAUGUUCAGGAGUUGGUUCUUGAUAACUGCCGGAACAGCGAGGGCCGCAUCGAGGGUAUCACGCAGGAGUUUGAGAACCUGGAGCUGCUCAGCCUAAUCAACGUGGGCCUGGUCAGCGUGGCAGACAUCCCCAAGCUGGACAAACUGAAGAAAUUGGAGCUGAGUGACAACAGGAUAUCGGGUGGUCUGGAGGUGCUAGCGGAGCGGUUGGUGAACCUAACGCACCUCAACCUCAGUGGGAACAAGUUCAAGGACAUCAGCACCCUGGAGCCUCUGAAGAAGCUGCCGCAGCUGAAGAGCCUGGACCUGUUCAACUGCGAGGUGACGAACCUGACGGACUACCGGGACUCCAUCUUCCAGCUGCUCCCCCAGCUCACCUACCUCGACGGCUACGACAUCGACGACUGCGAGGCGUCCGACUCCGACGGCGAGGGCGACGGCGUGGACGACGAGGAGGACGAAGAGGGCGAGUCGGAGGAGUUUGAGGAGGAGGAGGAGGAGGAGGACGAGGAAGACGUUGUGGCCGUGGAGGAGGACGAUGACGACGACGACGACAGUGCGGAGGACGAGGAGACCGCGGUAAACGGAGAUGCAGACAGUGACGACGACGACGAUGCAGACAGCGACGAGGAUGAAGAUGAAGACUCGUCUCCUGCUAAGGGCGAGAAGAGGAAGAGGGACCCUGAAGACGAGGAAGAGGAGGAAGAAGAUUGAUGACCAACCAGCCCCUCCCCCUUUCACCUCUGACCUCAUGCCCUCUGACCCCUCCCCCUGUCACCUCUGGGCUGAGUUCCAAUUCUUUCUAACUCAUAUGAGCUGAGGUAAUGGCAACAUAGUAGCCAUUAGCCCCACAAGUCUUUCUCCAUCCUCUCACUUCCUGUGACAUGACUGUUGCAAGGCAACAAGUGAUAGUUUUCCCCACAUGGUUCUGUUUGUACACCCCGUGACUUUAACCAGAGGUCAUGGCCUGCGAGUUAUUCAGAAUGGAACGCAGCCCUUAAACUCCCUCCCCCCUUCACACACAUACAAACAUACACACAAACAUACAUAUACACAAACACACGCACACACUUUGAUUCCCUGUGUUGAGCUACUUGUGCUCCCUCGCCCCUCUGACACCGGCCUGGGACCAGUGUUGAGUGACAUGACAUCACAGACAAAGGGCCAGGGUUUGUGACCUCAUAAACACUGGCCCAGUGUUUAUGACCUCACAAACGCUGGGCCAGUGUUUGUGACCUCACAGAUGGGGGUUUUCCUCGUAGCUCAGUGCAGGAAGCCCCUCCUGCUUUUUAAAAGAGUUAUUUUUUCAGAGUAUUAGUUUGUUUCUGGUGAUUGUGUGUGGUGUACGGUCCCUCGUGGUUUCUCCACCACUUCAUUUGACUACUCGUGGUUGUAAUUUUUUUUUUUACUUUCUGUAAGUUAAAUGGAAAAACAAACAAAAAACCUAUAAAUGAACUUUGUAAAUAAAAUCUUAACAUUGUG